AUGUCUAGUAUAUGCGCCUCAGAAAUUUAUAGUUUAGAUGUUCCACUCGUUGUGCGUAAUGGAACUGGACCAAUUGACCUUUCUUGUAAUUACAAUCUCAGGGAAAAUGAGAACGGUCUUGUGGUGAAAUGGUAUCACAAUACAGAUCAAAUCUAUCAGUGGAUACCACCAAUGUCACCUCAGGACAUAGGAGUGAUAAACGGAUAUACGGAAUAUCCUGAAGAAAAUUUAAGACAUCCCAAUUCUCGAUCUAUUAUCAAUUUAAAAAUGGCUAUCAUCGAAAUGAGCGGGGAAUAUACUUGUACGAUUAGCACCUUUCAGGAAGAAGAUACGAAGAAAACAAAAAUGAUUGUUUAUGUGCCAGAAGUUAAUACAACCAUUCGUGUCUCCUCAUUCAACGAAAGUCAUCUAAACGUAAUAUGUGUCGCAAAUGGAGCACAACCACGACCAAUAUUAAAGAUUUACACGGAAGGAAUCGAAGUGAAUAAUUAUCAUGAUAAAAUUGAGAGAACAAUAGCAUAUGAGAAUAUUCUUUUCGUAAAACGCAGCGCAAUCAUAGAGAAUCCUCUAGAACCACUGCUAUUAGAAUGCGAAAUUUCUAUACCCUAUACAGAUUAUAAACGCAGAGAGAGGAUUGUUUAUUACCCCACUCAAAUGUUAUCGCAAAGAAGUAGUGCAACAAACUAUCGAAUUGGUAUCGUCACUGUCAUUUUCUACAUAGUAUUGUUAUUAAAGUAA
This is a messenger RNA of Eufriesea mexicana, 738 nucleotides long. RefSeq lists its product as uncharacterized. Bases 1 to 738 code for a protein of 245 amino acids. The record is from RefSeq and is a predicted model, not a curated record. The transcript has 5 exons. Lineage: Eukaryota; Metazoa; Arthropoda; Insecta; Hymenoptera; Apidae.